AUGUCGGAUAACGACAAACCUUACUCUUUGAGAAAGCACGGAGAAACACCUUUCCCAGAAGGGUUACCACCAACCACUAGAAAAAAAUUUCAAUUCACUGAUCCACCCGACGCGAAUGCAACCGUAGAUUCAGGGGUCGGGAAAUCUUUAAUACACCCGGAAUAUACUUCGGACGAAGAUUCAGAGGAAGAACCAACUGUUAAAAACUCAAAUAAUUCGGAUUUAGACAACCUUAGUGCUAAUACUCUUAACGAUAAUAGUGAAAAUAAUUCGGUUAUCGAACAAGAUAAAGUCGAAGGUGUUUUGUCGGUCCAAAAUCCAAUCGAUCUUAAUUUAGUAAAUCAAAUUCAUCAAGAAGGUCUAGAAAAUAUAAAUAAUAUGGCAUUAGCGGCUAAUCAAAACAUUUCUUUAAAUGACGCGCUUACCUUUGUUCCUCGGUUUGACGGAGUCCCGAGUGAAUUAACAGAUUUCUUAAAUUGUUGUAAUGACGCAAAGUCCGUUUUACCGGAUGUUGCGGAGAGUAAUUUGACAAAAUUGAUAUACGGUAGUAAACUCAGUUCUAAAGCAGGAAAAGACGCUUUUAAAAAUAAUACAGACACGUCCGUUUCGGGAUGUUUUGUACAAAACUUGCGGAAUGAGAUUGACCAACGUAUGCCUGUGUGCGCUAAUGCGGAGGAAGCGUUACAGAAUGCUAUUAAUAUCGAGAGGAAAUUGAACGCACGAAAGGAAUUACGCCGCGAACCCAAAGAAAAGAAAUCUAACGAAGAAAAGAAAAAGAGCGAUGAAAAAAUCAAAAAUUCUUCUAAGAGUGUUAACUUUACAACAGGAUCCCAGAAUAAGCCCAAUAAACCCUCCACAUCGCAAAACAAUAACAAGAACAAAAAUAAUAACUAUCAGAAUUUUAAUAGUAAUCAAAAUAGAAGCGGGAAAAAACAACCGACCGAUACACGUUGUCAAAACAUCGGAAGCAUCGAGCGGAGACGAUUCCGAGUAAUGAAAGUAAAAUUAAAUUUAGAUUUGGAUAAUUUACCCUACGCUGUAGUUGGUAAGUCAUCCAAAACCGGUGACGUGAUUAUGAUGCUGGAUUCGGGUGCGUCACCAAAUUUAAUUAAAGCUAAGUAUUUAUCGGAUAAUACAAAAAUUGAUCUAAAUAACAUAAUAGACUUGCAUGGGAUAUCAAACGUCCCGGUUUUUACUUUGGGUAGUGUGACAAUUAAACUUUUUGAUAGAGACGCUGUAUGUCACGUGGUUCCAAACGACAUGACUAUUCCGCACGCUGGUUUGGUCGGAUCAGACUUUUUUGCAAAGCACGGUGCGAAAAUAGACUAUAAGAAUAGAGUUUUAGAAGAAAAGGAAACUGCAGUAGAAACACCGAAGACUUCUCUGCAGGAAAAAGAACCUACAGUGGGAACACCGAAGACUCCCCUGCAGGGAACAGUGGGUGCUCCAACCAAGAAGAGGGGAAGACCGCCUAAACAUCGAGAGAAAUCUGAUGAAAAACGGAUUGACCCGAGCGAGGUAAUGCCUUCAUUAGAUCUUGAUGUUAAUGUAGAAUCCGACGCGAAUUCUGAUGACGAAUCGAGUUCCAGUGACUCGGACAGUUCGAUCGAAACCAUCAACGAUUUAAAAAGAGAAGAAGGCAACAAAGCAACCAACAUUAUAGCAACGAAGGAUCUAUUUCAGUACCGACAUGAUAACAUGGUAUAUUUUUUAAAUGGAGAUGGGCAACCUUGCGAUGAGGGUGCUCGAUCGUUGAAAUCAAUUGGUAAACUUCCUAAUGUUGGGUUCAUAGACACCGGUCAAGUGUAUUGGACCAAGAAAGGAAAUACGAACCAUUUUGGAUUGGUGAUUCGCGGAACAAGCGGAGAAUCAAUUAUACGUGUCAGAAGCAACAUCGCCAAAUGUCUAGUAAAGCUCAAAGGAAUAUUGAAGGACAAAAGAAUAACAAAUUUCUCAAUAGCGUUUUCAGAAUUCAUUGAAAAUCUUUUUAUUGUCAUGGCAAUGUAUUGGGGCUGUUCCGAGGCCAUAAUUGGGUAUGAUUGUGGUAGUAAGAUUUUAAAUAUGACUACCAUAUCGCUAGUAGACAUUGAUGAAUGUGAUAUAGAGGAAAAUCGGGUAGAAACGUCCCUCCCUGAAAUUGCGCUCUUACAAUUGAAUGAGUAUCAACAUACUAACGCUAUACAAUGUAAAAUAGAAAUUCAUCGUGUCAUCCAACAUUGUGGAUGGCAGUCUUAUAAUUCCAUAGUAAGUCAGGGAAUAAACGAAUAUAUCUACCCGAUUUCUCGCGAAUUAUGUCAGGUCGCGCAUGACCAUAAGACACUACGAAUUGGUAACACAUUCAUUGAUGGUCUCGAAAUAAAUACCACCACGAAGAAAUGUUUCUUUUCUGUUUUUGUUAUACUACUUGUUACUAAAGCUGAUAAAUUAUUAAUUAAUGCAAAAUGA
This is a messenger RNA of Cotesia congregata, 2445 nucleotides long. The record is from the annotation of a GenBank genome assembly. Lineage: Eukaryota; Metazoa; Arthropoda; Insecta; Hymenoptera; Braconidae.